AUGAACGACGCGGAACCUGAUCACGUCGUGGAGGAUGAAGUGAAGGAGCGUCCGGUGAGGGUGAUAAAGGUUCAACGGUAUGAUGGAACUAAGACGUUUUUGAAUUCUGUGAUAGAGCUGGCACAGGUGGUGCUUGAUAAUAUGCCUCCAGACGCCUGCUACAAGGAUAUAGCCAUUGGGUUGAAAAAGAAGCUGGAAGAGGUUGAGAAGGGAACCUGGCAUGUCAUUGUAGGGACCCACUUUGGGGCAAAUGUGACAAAUGAUGCUGAGACGUUGGUGAAUGUCAAGAUCGAUGAGAUGCACUUCCUUGUGUUUCGUUCCGGGCCGCCGGAGCGUCCAGUGGUGCUGACUGAUGGGCAGUAG
This is a messenger RNA of Trypanosoma rangeli, 363 nucleotides long. Its product is annotated as dynein light chain. Gene Ontology annotation, molecular function: dynein light intermediate chain binding; dynein intermediate chain binding. Lineage: Eukaryota; Euglenozoa; Kinetoplastea; Trypanosomatida; Trypanosomatidae. Bases 1 to 363 code for a protein of 120 amino acids. Gene Ontology annotation, cellular component: dynein complex. The transcript has a single exon. The record is from RefSeq and is a predicted model, not a curated record. Gene Ontology annotation, biological process: microtubule-based process.